Molecule: messenger RNA, 354 nt
Organism: Dentiscutata heterogama
Lineage: Eukaryota; Fungi; Glomeromycota; Glomeromycetes; Diversisporales; Gigasporaceae
Source: the annotation of a GenBank genome assembly
AUGAAUUUGUGGAAUGUUUAUUUUGACGUUACUCCUGUCAAAGAUUGGUCUACUUUACAGUUUCAUAAACAUUGGAUCGAGACUCACAAAAACGAUUCUGAACAAUUAACUUAUGGCAAGGCUAUGGACGCGUUUCUUAAAAGUCUACGUGCGAUAAUCAACCGAAGCUCAGACCUCCUAAAACUCUGGAAAGCUAACGAACUUUUAUUGACUGUGGCUGUCCACAGCAAGGAAGACAUGACUUUUAGUCAUCCUUCUGAUGAUUUUUUAGAUCGUUGUGGUGUUGGCAUCCAUAACAAAGAAGACACAACUUUUAGUUGUCCUUCUGAUGAUCUUUUAGAUCGUUAUGGUUGA